Molecule: messenger RNA, 852 nt
Organism: Schistosoma haematobium
Lineage: Eukaryota; Metazoa; Platyhelminthes; Trematoda; Strigeidida; Schistosomatidae
Exons: 7
Coding region: 102-722 (206 amino acids)
Biological process (GO): proteolysis; cell adhesion
Cellular component (GO): membrane
Molecular function (GO): metalloendopeptidase activity
Source: RefSeq, a predicted model, not a curated record
GUGUUACUCUUAGCUUCUUUGAGGAUUCGGGUUGGUACACUGUUGAUUACUCAAAAGCAAUGAAAUGGGAAUAUGGUAGACAAUUAGGAUGUGACUUUAGCAUGAAAAGUUGCUUCGACUAUGCUGAAAUUAGACGACAGUACGGCAGGAAAAUUAUCCCAUUCUGUGACAAUGUCAAUGAAGCAAGAUGUCGGGAUGCAUUCUCAUAUGGAACGUGCAGUAUUUUAAGAUAUCAAAAUCCAGUUCCCAUAGAAGAUCGUUUCUUUCUAAAAGCCCCAUUUGAUACUCAAUAUGGUCCUGAAUAUUUCGGUGGGGAAGAUCCAUUUAAAGAUUAUUGUCCAACAAUGGCUUAUGUUAAAGGUUUGGGCAGUGAAUAUUCAGCUACAUCAUUCUGUACACAUCAGGAGAAUGAGAAAUUAUCACGUGAAGGCAUUAACCGAUACUAUCAAACAUAUGGAUCAAAAGGGAUUUGUGUUGAACAUCGAAGUGUUUGGACUUACACCGACAAAUAUAUAUACACUUUAGGGACAUAUUUGAAAGGAAGUUGUCAUAAGUACAAGUGUUAUAAUGAUGGAACGCUUGGUUUAUUCUUUAAAGAUUCAACUGUGAAUUGUACCAGGAAAGAUCUGCCAGUACGUUUUAAUGUAACUGAUGGAAAAUCGACACUUAGUGGGGAAAUCUUAUGUCCUAAUGUUAACAGGUUUUGCAGGGUAAGGACCUAAUACUUCCACGUUGAAAAUUAAUAGCACUGUACAACUUAAUUGCAGAUAAUUGUAAAAUUUCGUAUUAUAUUUAUUACUGAACAAUAAUAAUGCAAUAUAAAAUGUAUGUGAAUGUACUAUUUUUGAUCCA